CAGCCCAUUUACCUAAUUAGAUCACAAAAUGCCUUAUAAUGGGAUGUGUUAAUAUGUUCUUACAAACAAAUAAUGCCUUCUCAAAAUUAACUUGAAGAACCAAAAUAAAUGAAAUAAAGCUGUUUGCUUUGUUGGUAUUUUUCAAAUCUCUCAAUGCAAUUCUCAAAACCCAUUUCAUAAUCUUUUCUUCUUUUAUAAUAAACUUUCUUUUUCUCUCCUUCUUUUGAGGGUUUUUAGUGUUGGAUUUUGAGAAUGAUGAGAUCAAGAAGUAGUAGUAGCAGUGGCGGCAGUAGCGGCGGCGGCGGUGGAAGCAGCGGUGUCAGCUGCUACCGAGGCCAUUGGCGGCCGGCAGAGGACAAUAAACUCCGGCAGCUCGUUGAACAGUUUGGCCCUCAAAACUGGAAUUACAUUGCAGAACACUUUGAAGGCAGAUCUGGAAAAAGCUGUAGAUUGAGAUGGUACAAUCAACUAGAUCCAAAUAUAAACAAGAACCCAUUUAGUGAGGAAGAAGAAGAGAGACUUUUAAUGUUUCAACAGCUUCAUGGGAACAAAUGGGCAUUAAUAGCUAGACACUUCAAAGGAAGAACAGACAAUGCAGUGAAGAAUCAUUACCAUGUAAUUAUGGCUAGAAGAAGAAGAGAACGUUUCACAAUAUUCACUAAUAAUAACAACAUUAAUCUAAGGAACCGCCAUAGUUUACUACCCUUUUCAAAGACCACGGCCAUCAAAUGGACUCCUCUUACGGCCACCGCUCCGGUGCUGCUCGGAAAUGGCCGUGGAAAGUCGUCUUUGCCAACUGCAGUGGCGUCGGGCUCCAGUGAGAGCGAUGAUCAGAAGAGGAGGAUUCCAUUCAUAGACUUUCUUGGUAUGGGAAGCUCUUAGUUUAGCAAAGUUUAAAUUUUCUUAUGGUGUGUGAGUUUCUUCUUGGUUGUCAAAUGUUUUGAUAUGUAAGAGAAAUUAUGAAUUGCCAACUAUAUUAUUGUAA
Molecule: messenger RNA, 985 nt
Organism: Benincasa hispida (wax gourd)
Lineage: Eukaryota; Viridiplantae; Streptophyta; Magnoliopsida; Cucurbitales; Cucurbitaceae
Product: transcription factor MYB52-like
Biological process (GO): regulation of DNA-templated transcription
Cellular component (GO): nucleus
Molecular function (GO): DNA-binding transcription factor activity, RNA polymerase II-specific; RNA polymerase II cis-regulatory region sequence-specific DNA binding
Source: RefSeq, a predicted model, not a curated record